AAGAGAUGUUUUCAGACUUUUUAAACAGACAACUGCUACUUGAACAAAAUGUAAACAAUAAAGACUUCCGUUAUUCUUCACGCAAUAUGUUAAUUCGCCAGUGUCUCCGUUUAGAGGAAGCAGUCUGUCAACGGCAAAACGGAACCUGAAGUCAAUGCCAAGAACCAAAACGCUCAGCACGCUAAGUUUCUCCCGGUGCUCUUUCCGGAAGUCUCCUUCUCAGCAGAUGCGGUUGGCUCGCCCUAGUUCCGAGGGACAUUUUGUUCCGGACUGUAAACUGUAAAUCUCCGGCUUGGGCUCUGCGGCCGCUUUUGUUUCGCUUUGCCGCCGCCGCCAUGAUUCCCAUGCCCAUGGUGGUCUGCGUGCUGGGGGGCUGGUGCGCCGUAUACAUAGCCGACACGGUACUGAAGUCAUCUUCUUCUCUGAAAGAGUCUUACGAGGAAUGGCUUGUAUCCUAUGGACUGACAGUCUCUCCAUUCCAUAUGCGAUGGCAGACGGCUUUUUUCAACCGCCUAUUCUACAACUGGGGAAGAUGGAAGCCCAGAUUUCUUUAUCUCUGGUUUAACAUAGGGAUGGUUUUUGGAAUAGCAGCUAUGUUUGGUUCUGUGGUUCUGCUUGGGAAGACACUGAUGCAGACUCUGUCACAGAUGCUAACUGAAAGUCCUGCAAGUCAAAAUGAUCAAAUGCUGCAGGUUGUGGUGCCUGGUGUAAACCUUCCCAUCAGCCAGCUGUCCUAUUUCUUCACAGCAAUCCUCAUCAGUGGUGUUAUACAUGAAGUUGGCCAUGGAGUGGCAGCUAUUAGAGAGCAAGUUCGGUUUAAUGGCUUUGGAAUUUUUAUAUUUAUUGUCUAUCCCGGAGCAUUUGUUGACCUAUUCACUACCCACUUACAACUAAUUUCUCCCAUUCAGCAGUUAAGAAUAUUUUGUGCAGGUGUCUGGCAUAACUUUGUGCUUGGUGUUGGAAGUCUUGUAGUUCUCUUCUUCCUGCCUGCUAUUCUUUACCCAUUUUAUUACACUGGUGCAGGGGCACUUGUUACUGAAGUCACUCAGGAUUCUCCUGCUAAUGGGCCUAGAGGCCUUUUUGUUGGUGACCUUGUCACUAGUCUGCAAGAUUGCUCAGUUCAUAGUGUGGAAGACUGGAAUGCCUGUUUGGGAAAAAUCUAUCAGAAGCCACAAACAGGCUAUUGCAUAAAAACAUCAAUACUACAGCAGUUAAGCUUCCCAACUAGAGGCUUUAAAAGACUUGAUGGCACUGUUGAAUGUUGCAGCAACAAUAGCCUCACAGACGUCUGCUUUUCAUACAGUAAUAAUCUGAACAGCCACCUGAUCCAGUAUGCUUGUUUGCCAGCACGGAAAACUAUUGAGGCCAGCCAGCUCUGCCAAACUAACAAAGAUUGCCCAAAGGAUUUUAUUCCAAGUACGUGUGUGACGCCUUCCUUGGAAAAUCAAACCAGACUCAUAAGGGUGAAGCAUCCUCCUCAAAUUGAUAUGCUGUUUGUUGGUCAUCCAUUGCAUCUCCAGUAUACAGUGAGCCUCAGCAGUUUCAUACCUCGAUACAGCUUUCUAACUUUGGACCUGCCUGUGAUAAUGGAAACAUUUUGCAAAUAUCUGAUUUCACUCUCUGGAGCACUGGCUGUUAUUAAUGCAAUUCCCUGCUUUGCUUUGGAUGGUCAAUGGAUACUGAAUUCUUUCUUAGAAGCUACUGCUAGCACAUUUAUUGUUGAAAAACAAAACAGGGAGCUUCUUGGCUUCUUAAUUUUACUUGCUGGCAGUGCACUUUUGGCUGCUAAUGUGGCUCUAGGACUCUGGGUUGUUACAGCACGAUAACAUAGCAUAUUUUGAUAUUUAUUAUGCUGAUGUAGAAAACAUUGAAAUACAUCACCUUCUAAAAAUGAGAGUUGGGUGGGUCAAUGGAAAAAAAGAUACCUUUAAUCUUUUUUAAGAUUGUGUCCAUAGAUACCCCAAACAUUUUUCUUAUUACUUUUAAAGUUCUCUUCCCCAGCCAGUUGAGGCAUAUUCAGCAUUUCUUGUUUGGGCCCCAUAUGGCUCCAGAGGCAUUUUCAGGAAAUGAAGUGGUGCCCAGAGCUCAGUGUAUGUGAUUGCACGAUAAAGCCAAAAGGAAGAAAAUUGGGCACUAUUGCUGCUUAGUAAGCUUGGACACAUUAGGAACAAUGUGGAAGAGUGAGAUAGUAGUAGAAAAGUGUGACAUACCCCUAGUUUUGGUACGGCAUCACAGUGUCCCUAAAGCAUCUAAAAAUUGAUUCCACACUGAGAAAUAAAUAAAUGAAAUCCAGCUUUUUCCCCCCUGAAGAACCUCUUCCAUAUAAUCACAUUUGCAUACAAAAAUGGUAAAAGCCAGACUGCCUCUUUAUAAUUCCAAAAGUCAUUAGGAAAGUGGAUUUAGUCUUAAAAAAAAAAUUGAUUUGUUGGCUUGAUACAUUGAAUCAUAGAUGGAGCAUUCUUGAUUGGCAAAACAACAGUAUGCCUUUUCUCCUACCUUACUGUGCUAUGGCAACUUUUUCUCAGUUUUACAGAACAUUAAGGAUAAAUAGAAGACUGCCACUUCCUAAUAAGCCUCUUCUAUAGCUAUAGGUUUGGUUUUAGAAGAAAUUUCCCAUUAAACCUACAUGUUUAUACUGACUACAUAAUUAUACUGCUAUCCAUUGUGUAUAUGGAUUUGCAGUUCUGCAAUACUGGGCUUUGGACAGGAAGACCCAAAGCACCUUACCUUUGUUUUCCUGGAGCUGGGCUAAAGAGGGAAGGCCUGCAUAGAAGGGCUGAGAUCUCAAGUAGAUAGUCAUAUGUCAGGAAGUUCAGCCUAGCUGGUGGCUGCCUAUCAUAAUUAACUUUUGCUGCUGAAUUUCCCAGAGGUUUUAAGUGAUUUCCCCCUGCAAUUAGUAAGAAGAAAUUACAGUGCAAGUUGACCAUUGUCAUGGGGUUGGAGAUCAGUGGUGAAAUUACUAGAACUGUUGAGUGAAAUAGCAGAAGGUCUUGGGAAAAAAAUAAGGCAGAAUGUUGGAUAUACAUGAUUGCCAAAUAUGUGUGUUUAGUUAGUUGAUUUGGGGGUGACUUUCCUAUUAAUGCAGAAUCAAAAUAUGGUUUUGGGGCUCAGGCCAUUGUCUUUGACUUGUAUUUGGGAUCGUAAGUGGACUGUCUUCUGUAAAUGUAAACAGCCUAUUUAUGAAUGGAUUUCCAUUUUAUGAUCAUGCUUUCUUAUUUCCGAAUGAGCCCAAACUGAAAGGCCAACUAUUACCUUGUAAGUAUAAACAAUUCAAGACUUAAUGAUUGUAAAUGAAAGACUUUUCCUUUUAGCAUUUGUUCAAAAAUGAGUAUGCAUGGACUUUGGAUUCCCAGUAACAUAUUCAUAACUAGAUGGAAUUAUUACAUUCCUUUAAAUUAGGUGAAAUAUAUAUCUGUGGAUAUAUUUCUUCACUGUGUAACCUUCUGUACCAGAGGUCAUGCCUCAAUAUGGAUUUUGAAUGAUCUGACAUGAUUUUUCUGAAAAGUAUGUCUGUACUUCUUGUUGUUGGUAAAAAAAAAAAAGUUAUAUUUUGCUGAAGAUUCAAAGCUGAGAAUCAUGUUUCAAUACUGUAUAUCAUAGGAUUCUUUUUUGCAAAUGCUACUGAUUUUGUUUUCCUUUGUAAAGUAUGUUCUACUUGUGUAUUUCCUCAUUUUUCACAUUUAGUAUAUUUGUACAGCUUUUAAUUCCAACCCUACCUAUUCAGUUUUAUUAUGGAGUUCUUACAGGUGGAGUAGGACUAUGUGUCAUCAUGAUGGUGUUUGAAUGCUCUUGGGCCUACCUAGAGAGCUGUUCACAAGAAAAUUAUUCUUAUGUGGUUGGGAAAACUUAGAAAAGGCCUCGUAGGCAUUGCUACAAAUUGCUGUUCUGAAUGUGAGACAUGGGAGAAAUGAUGGAUUUCCAUUUUGUAAAAUACAGACUACAAAGAUACAUACUAGAGAAGGGAAAUAGUGUCGAUGUGAAGGCAUAUUUUCCAUGGCUUGUAUGGGAAAGGUUUCCUGAUAGAGUAGGCAUAUAUAAAUUUAAAUAUAAACCUAAAAUAAGUGCCAUUGAUAAUUUAUAGUUUAUUCAUUUUAACAGUUGUAUCAAAUGGGAAACUAGGGUUUUAUAUUCAGACAGAUUGUACAUACUUUAAUUUAGGCAGAUAUCCUAAACAUACUUAAGGAAUAAGUCCCACCGAGUUCAAUAGAUAUUUAUUCUGAGCAAACAGGCUUGGGGUUGCACUGCACAAUUAUAGUAAUGACUUUUUGUGAUCAAUCUCCAGGUUCAUGUAGAGAUUACAUAUUUAUUUUUACUGAAGAAUCUAAUUAUGAUUAUUGUAACUGUAUAAUCAUGUCUGCUGUACUAGAUUACAAAAUAAAGAUUUGUUUACUUCAAGCUACAUUUCUCCAAAGCUUAUAUGCUGGUUUGCAGAACUGUUACUUUAGCUAUUGAACUUAAUAUUGACCAUUUUGCGGCUAGACAAAUAGCAUAGUUUGCAAGUUCUGUUGUAAAUGGAAAUUAGGCCGGGGCCUAAUUACAUAGCCUUAUUAAUAAAACAAACACAUUUUAAUAGCUAUUAAUGAUCAAAGGAAAUAUUGUAUAUGGUUAGUCUUUAUGUUAAUGUAACUUUUGGCCUACUGAAAGAUAUUAGCUUUUUUCCUCACACCGUACAAACAGACAUAUGAAUGACUGAGUCUGAAUUCAGACUUGAUUCUUAACAUCUGGGGCUGCAAUAUACCAUGUGAAUUAAGCUUAGUUCUGAAUAGACACAUUUAGAUUUGUACUAAAAAUAACAUUUGGAUAUUAAAAGGCCACAUGGAGAGCCUUAGAACAAUUGUUGUAAUUUCUUUUAAUAGUAAUUAACAAUAGAAACCCACACAAAAAGCCACCCAGACUCGGUUUGGAGGGGCAGUGCCAGUCAAAUAAAUAACAUACUUCAACAACUUCUAAUUCAUAAUAUUUAUUUCAACAAAGUUAUUUUUUAUGAACUUUUGAGGACUCUGGUAUGUGGAAGAUUUUCAAGGUGUUUUUCAACAAUACCUGAAAUAGUUUUCAACUGCUUUUGGGUAAAUGCUUGAAUAAUAUUUAACUUGCAUGCCAGUAGGUACAGCUAUUCCAAUUUGAUGCUGGCAUUUCUGCCCAGCAGUAUAAUUAAAUGAUGGUGAAAAAGUUAAAAGAUAAAAGACUCAUUCUUAUAAGGGAAACUUCAGUACUUUGAGAGAAAAAUAAAAACAGAUCUCCAUUUAGUUCUGCAGUAUUAAUUUUGAUUCAUUAGAGUUUUGCAGUUAAAAGUUACUUUAAAAUAGUGUCUGACAUCUCCAGUAAUCUUCAAUGUUUGACCUUGUAAAGAAACUGCUGCUGAUAGUAGGAUUGUCCUCCAGGCCCCAGCUAGAAGCUAGUUGUUUCAAAAAGUAUUCAAUAAUUAACUAGUUUAACUGAGGAGCUGACAUACUUAGAAAAAUGCAGAUUUAAAACUACUUUUUGAGUUUUGGUAUUUUCUGCUUCCAUUUCUAUUAUGGAGGAGAAAAAUUAAAGAGAAAUGAACUUAAAUGGAAAUGCUGUAAACUAAAUCCUAUCAACUAUGUUUUUGAGUGAAUUUAUAGGAUGAUCUUACGAGUUAAAAAAAAAAUCCACUCAGUUCAGUGGGCAGACUUUCUAUUUUAAAUAUUCAUUUCUCUGUGGAAGGUAAGUCAAUUACAUAAUUGAGAGUUUAUAAAA
Molecule: messenger RNA, 5718 nt
Organism: Python bivittatus (Burmese python)
Lineage: Eukaryota; Metazoa; Chordata; Lepidosauria; Squamata; Pythonidae
Gene: MBTPS2
Product: membrane bound transcription factor peptidase, site 2
Biological process (GO): membrane protein intracellular domain proteolysis; regulation of response to endoplasmic reticulum stress
Cellular component (GO): membrane; cytoplasm
Molecular function (GO): protein binding; metalloendopeptidase activity
Source: RefSeq, a predicted model, not a curated record